AUGUCGACCGUCCAACGGAUGAACCGAAAAUUAUCCGAAGAACGCGACGCUGAACGCGCUUCCCAAUUGGCCAAGGAAGCUGUUGAACUUUCUAAUGCUGGUGAUAAAGUGCAAGCAUCGAGAAAGCUGAGAGAAGCUGCUGCAUUGGGUCAUGCAAACCCGGAUGUCCAGGCCGCCUUUUUCGCCAUCCAUCAUGAUGACCAGCUCAACUCACCCCUUUUGGAUUUGGUAAGGAGAUACGCCCUCUACCACGAUAAGUCGGCCGGCGAUGAAGCUGUCAAAUACCUCAAGAGCCCCGAGGCUUCUAAUGCUAGCACCGUUGCCCUUGAGUGCUUACAAAUCAUCCUUGAAUGCCGCGAGUCUACCAUGUCCGGUGCCCAGGAUUUUAUAAUCGCCGAACUAGCCAGACGGAGUACCGCAGUUCGAACAUAUCUAGCGACUGAGCUUCAAGUGUCCACUACCUCAUUCUUCGACAAUGUCUAUGAAAGAGGUGAUGAAGCGGCCAAUUGCCUGCGCUCGGUCGUGCUCGAUGUUACAUUGUGGCCGACUGAGGAGGUCCGACUCCGGGUGGAAGAUGACCUGUUCCAGCUCUUCCUUGCCAAAUUGAUGGAAACUGGUCACGAUCAUGAUGGCCGAGCUCUCAAAGGCAUUGCCCUGCUGUUGAUUGCCGACACCCAGCGGCUACAUGUAUUCAUUGAUGAAGAUGCAUUUGAGGCCCUCAUGGGCUCCCUGGAUCUGAGACUUCCACCCGACGUUCGAGGCCACGCGACUCUCGUCCUAUCCAAAUUCUUUGAAGUGGCAGAACCUUCUGGCCAAGAAUAUCUCUCCAAUUACAUCACGAGUCACGUUCAACGGAAGAAGGGUGACGACCUAGUCCUGGCCUUUUCGGCUGGCGCAAGUCUCUUUCCGGUCAUUCCAGCCAUCUUGGCUCCGCUCUUUUUGGUGGAAGGCUUCCUGGCCUCCAUCAUGCCUCUUCUCGACAGAAAAUUCAGCAGUCCCCUCGUCCACGACGCCUUUCUCUUCUUGCUCAAUGCUGCUUGCAUUGAUGGCGCCUGUCGGACAGCAAUCGCACAGUAUUGCGCAGCUUGGCUCGCGGACAAAGUGAGCACCGGGACCGGCAAGCAGCCAUCGGUGGCGGCCACCGUCUUGGCUAAGUUGAGAACUUCGGGCGUCAAGAUUGAAGAUCAAAGAGCCAAUAAGGCGGAUGAUGAUGUUAGUGAACUCGUUGACCUUUUCAAGAAAUCCCUCACCGUUGUUGAAGAAGGAAAGAACGUUUCUGACUCGAUUGAAGGCCUUGCGUAUACAUCUUUAAAGCCCGAGGUGAAGGAAUCACUCGCCAAAGAUCGCAAGUUCCUGGUCUCACUCCUGGAGGUCCUCGACCAAAACCAUACCAGCCCGGAAGUCGUGGUUGGCGGAUUGAGUAUCAUCUCGAAUCUGACUCAAUAUGCCCCAAGUCUGUCCGACGAGCAGAAAAAGAUGUCGCAGCUGAAAGCUUAUGCGAAUGCUACCAAACCCGCCGAACCAAACCCUUUAGAGGAUGACGAGCAUGUACGGGCACGUUGCACGGCGGUGGUCGAGGCUGGAGUCGUGGCCUCACUAAUCAGACUAAACAAGGCCAGAUCUCCAGCUACAGCACAGCUCAGCGAUAGGAUUUUGUUGUCAUUGUCCAAGAACCCAAAAGACAGAGGGAAGAUCGCUCAGCAAGGAGCCAUUAAGCUUCUCGUUUCUCACGCACAAAGAAGUCUACAGUCACCUGAAAACAGCGUUCAAGCCCACCCCGAGGCUGCGCACGCCCUCGCGCGUAUCCUUAUCUCCUUGAACCCAGCUCAUAUCUUCCCACCCGGAUCGACACCCGAUAUCACUGACGCUGUGCCACCUUUGGUGGCGUUACUGAAGACCCCGGGCGGUGCAGCUCUAAAUGACCAGCCGCGAGAUCUAUUGCCGGUCUUCGAAAGUCUUCUUGCCCUAACCAACCUUGCAUCAGCACCUACCUCCAAUGCCGCCUCUUUUAUCAUUAAAUCAGCCUGGGAUGACAUUGAAGAUUUCCUAUUGGGAAACAACGAGCUAGUCCGCCGUGCGGCUUGCGAACUGAUAUGUAACUUGACCGUUGUUCCCACCGGAGUCGAGAAAUUCGCCGACGGUUCGAAACGUGCUGCCCAGCGAUUACGUAUCCUGGUGGCAAUGGCCGAUGUCGAAGAUUUGCCCACAAGGCGCGCCGCGGGUGGCGCUCUGGCAAUGCUCACGGAGCAGUAUAUCAACAUCGUGUCCGCGAUGCUCGAGUUUAAACGUACCUCAGAGAUUCUUCUAGAGCUCUGUCUCGAUGAAGAUCCUGGCGUGGUGCAUAGAGGCUUGGUCGUGGUCCGAAACAUGUUAUGUUGCGAUGAAGCCGGCCCGGAGUACAAAUCAUUGGCACUGAAAGUAAAAGAGGCAUACAAGAAAGAAGGCGCCGUGGAGAAGUUGAAGACUUGUCUGAAGCAGACCAAAGAUCCGGAACUAUUGAGCAUCGGAGUACAAGCCUUGAAAGUCCUGGUGGAUGAUCGAACAAAAUGA
Messenger RNA from Fonsecaea pedrosoi CBS 271.37, 2550 nucleotides. RefSeq lists its product as uncharacterized. Bases 1 to 2550 code for a protein of 849 amino acids. The record is from RefSeq and is a predicted model, not a curated record. Lineage: Eukaryota; Fungi; Ascomycota; Eurotiomycetes; Chaetothyriales; Herpotrichiellaceae. The transcript has 2 exons.